AUGAAUACUUCUGAAGCGAAAGAUAUACUUUUUACUAUACAUAUCAAUGAUGACACAUAUAAUCAUUUAAAUCAAAGUCCUCCUAUGAGGAUAAAUGCAUUUCGUUCAGGAGUAAUAGUUACCGUUUCAACAAAUUCAAUAUUAAAUUGGAUCAAAUCGAAAUAUGUAGAUAAUAAAAAAAGGGUCCAAGUUUCGUUAAAAGGAAAAGCAGAGGUAAUAGGUUGUGAUUAUGUUAUUUUGCGUUGUAUUUGUUCUUGUGCAGAAGAAAAAGGAUUAAAAAAACCAAAUACUGGAUGUACAAUAUUUGAAAAGACAACCGGAUCCACUGGAAUAUCAAUAGCAAUGGUAUCUCGAGCUAAAGGAUAUAAUGCAUGGAUCGUCGUUCCUGAUGAUCAAGCUGAAGAGAAAUAUCAAUUAUUAGAAAAAUUAGGCGCCACAGUAGAGAAAGUGCGACCGGUCGGAAUUGUUGAUAAAAGACAAUAUGUUAAUUUAGCUCAAACACAUUAUAAAGGAACCGGACCUGAAAUUUUUCAACAAACCAAUGGAAAAAUUGAUGCAUUUAUAGCGGGAGCAGGAACUAUUGCAGGAAUAUCUCGCUAUCUUAAGCUAAAUCUUAAAAUUUAUCUAGUUGAUCCACCAGGUUUCGGAUCAUAUAAUAAAGCGAAAUAUAAUAUUAUGUAUUUAUCUUCGAGAGAGGAAGGUCUUUUCCUGGAAAGUUCAUCAGCUAUAAAUUGUGUUGGAUGUGUACGAGUUGCUAGACAAUUAGGACCGGGACAUCGUAUAGUGAUGAUGUUGAAUGAUUCUGAAUUUGACAAAAUUUCGGGACGUAAAAGUCCUGAAUUGAUCUGGCCUGGUUUUGUACUACCUGGUCCUAGAGCAAAGAUAGACUGGACUUGGUCCUAUAAGACUGGUCCUAGGGCCAGUUCAGGACCUGCUCGAAAUACCUCUAUCAAAACUGAUCAAAACCUUUCUUUAGAAGGAAAUAGCCUUAAUGUUACAGACCCAACUAAUAAGAAUCUUAUAUAUAGUAUUGAGAGAACAACACUUUUUUCCAAUAACUUUGAAGAAUCUAAGGCAUUAACAAUUAAGCACAGCAUCCAUAUUAAAUAUUAUGAAAAUACCCAUAAAUUUCCUGACCCUAAGUACAUGUUCAAUCUCAAGGCGAGGGGACUCACUACUUCUGAAAAAUUUGUUUCAUGGUGGGAUCAAGAACCAUCUAAAUUUUCAGAUCACAGUUGA
Diversispora eburnea is the source of this 1239-nucleotide messenger RNA. NCBI's taxonomy places the organism in Eukaryota, Fungi, Glomeromycota, Glomeromycetes, Diversisporales, Diversisporaceae. The record is from the annotation of a GenBank genome assembly.